Ogataea philodendri is the source of this 1488-nucleotide messenger RNA. RefSeq lists its product as uncharacterized. The record is from RefSeq and is a predicted model, not a curated record. NCBI's taxonomy places the organism in Eukaryota, Fungi, Ascomycota, Pichiomycetes, Pichiales, Pichiaceae. The coding region runs from base 1 to 1488 and encodes 495 amino acids. The transcript has 3 exons.
AUGAAGCUUUCUCAGUUAAUUUACUUACCAGCCGCUCUAUGCUGGCUUCCGCAUUCUGUUAGUGCUGAAAAGGCUAAAGUGUUCAACUUUGACGUCUUGGAAGAACAGGCCGCUAAUCCUGUUGUCGCCCAAGAAGCUAAAAACCCAUUAGAGAACGUUGAUUUGGAUCAGCUUGUGAAUGUGGUUUACAUCACACUCGAGCCAUCAACGGUUUACGUGACCGUCACUAGAACUCUUCACCAGGUUGUCACCACAGCGACCACCACUGUCACUCCAGAAUUGGAGGAGACGCCUACUUUAGAACUUUCAACGAUUUUCCUCAAUCGUACGACAACCACUGUUGCCUCCUUGCCUUUGUCAAGUCUAUCGCCCGUUGUCAGCAGCACUCCUGUGGCUUCCAUCACCUCUGCUCCCUCCUCCACAGACGACGUUUUUGCUGUGCCCACCACCAGCGGCAAAUUGGACUUUGUUAUUGGCAAGGACAAAGCAAUCACUACAAGCAGUGAGGAAACUGUGUCCUAUUACGAGGAGCUUGUUCAAUUUGUUUCUUCUGUCUUUUCACCUCCACCAACUACUGAACCUCUGCAUCCAACUUCCACCUACAAAUCUACACUUAUCUCUGUUGCAAGUUCCACUAGCUUGCCUCAGAGCUCGCCGAAAUCCUCAACCAAAAGCAAUUCCUCCACUUCUGGCAAGAACGGUGCCUUGCCAAUCAACUCGACCAAGAACUCUACUAAGGAUCUGUUCGAGGACGAGGAAUUUGAAAGUGUCCUUGAUGGUUUCAACCCAUACAAGGAUCUUCCUUUAUCGAACGCUGAUGUGGACUUCAGUAAUGGCUCUUCAAGACUGGACGCUAAGAGUGUUAUUAUUGGAAUGGUUGCCACACUUUUCAUUUUCGGAGUGAUCGUAAGGCACAAACCAGUUGACCACCAUGUUAAGCCCACCAAGCUGCUUGUACCAGAAGUACACUCCCAAGACCACGAGCCCGAGCCCGAGAUCAGAGAUGAGAAUGUACCAAUAUUGCUCGUUAGUGAACAAUGGAGAGGAUGGAUUGAAGUGACUCUUGCCAAUCUUGGACCAACCAGGGUAUGGUUGACCGAAAGAUUGGACGUUGUAAAGGACAAAUCUCAAAAAUUUAGAUUCCACGUAAGGAAUAUAGGUGGUUCCAACGUAUCCAAUAACAAACAUGGCGGCGAUAUCUCUGAACACGUAGUGCAGAGACCAAGGAAGGGAUCUUUCAAAGCAGUGCUUUGGAAUAGCGUCCAGGAUCUGCUUGAAACUGUAGUCCGGAGCGGUGAACACGUCUCCGUUGGUGUUGAUAGCAGUUUUGACAUCUGGGUUCUCGGUGAGAGUUCCCAGGUUCUUGGUUUUCGACACUCUGGUCGAAUCCACGGAAACACCUGUUGUAACAGCGGACAUAGAAAGAAGGGGGGGUUGUUUUCAGGUUACAAAAAUGCACAAGGAAAAAACUUUCACUGCAACCAAUAA